Messenger RNA from Anarrhichthys ocellatus (wolf-eel), 3964 nucleotides. It is a transcript of the gene irx1a, whose product is annotated as iroquois homeobox 1a. Gene Ontology annotation, molecular function: RNA polymerase II cis-regulatory region sequence-specific DNA binding; DNA-binding transcription factor activity, RNA polymerase II-specific. Gene Ontology annotation, cellular component: nucleus. Bases 256 to 1728 code for a protein of 490 amino acids. The record is from RefSeq and is a predicted model, not a curated record. Gene Ontology annotation, biological process: neuron differentiation; cell development; regulation of transcription by RNA polymerase II. Lineage: Eukaryota; Metazoa; Chordata; Actinopteri; Perciformes; Anarhichadidae. The transcript is spliced from 4 exons.
GCCAGGCGCGUCAGUCGGAGCGCAAUUGUUGAUCAGAUCACAUCCAGCGGACUUUGCGCGAGAAAAGAGAGGAAGCCGAGAUUUAAGAGCGGGUUGUUUUGACUGCACACCGCUGUAUGUCUGUAGUAGCUGUGACUUUGGCUAAAACACUUUCCCUUCACUCCUCCGGGUUCUUUUUUUCUUUUUUUCUCUCGCACACUUUUUUACGCACAGCUUUGUCGGACGAUACGACCGUGUGGCAAUUCGGCGGUGGAGAUGUCUUUCCCGCAGCUAGGCUACCCGCAGUACUUAAGUGCCUCCCAGGCGGUGUACGGGAGUGAGAGACCGGGAGUGCUUACGCCUUCGUCCCGGGGAGGGAGCACUGAAAUCGGGGGAAGCCCGUCCGCCACAGCAGCGGCGGUCAGCUCGGUGUUGGGCAUGUACGCAAACCCGUACGCACACAACUACAGCGCUUUCUUACCUUACACCAGCGCGGACUUGGCUCUUUUCUCACAAAUGGGAUCCCAGUACGAGCUGAAGGACAGUCCUGGCGUCCAUCCUGGCAGCUUUGCAGCCCACACAUCUCCAGCCUUCUAUCCUUACGGCCAGUUUCAGUACGGGGACCCGGCCAGGCCCAAGAACGCCACCCGGGAGAGCACCAGCACCCUGAAAGCCUGGCUCAACGAGCACAGGAAGAACCCGUACCCGACCAAGGGGGAGAAGAUCAUGCUGGCCAUCAUCACCAAAAUGACGCUGACGCAGGUCUCCACGUGGUUCGCCAACGCCAGGAGGAGGCUCAAGAAGGAGAACAAGGUGACCUGGGGAAGCAGGAGCAAAGAGGACGGGGAGGACGGUAACUUGUUCGGCAGUGGAGACGAGGGGGAGAAAAACGAAGACGAGGAGGAGAUUGAUUUGGAGAGCAUAGAUAUAGACAAAAUCGACGACAAUGACGGGGAUCAGAGCAACGAGGACGAUGAUGACAGAUCAACGGAGGGGAGCAGGGACCACAGGGGCAGUGUCGGUGCGGGUGGAGAGUUGGACAGCUUGGAGAAAAGACGGGCCUUCGCCAUACAGGCCCAUGAGGCCUUUGACAAAUCUAAGAGCACAAUUUCAGUUCACCCAGGGAGUAAAGAGAACUCGGACGGCAACAACAACAACACCACAAGAGUCUUGUCCCCGGAUAGACCCGGGAGCUUUCCUCUCCCGUCUAACAAUAAGCCGAAAAUAUGGUCUUUAGCAGAGACCGCGACAAGUCCCGAUAGUUCUUCCCAGAAACCCACGUCCCCUUGUGGCCCAGGGGCCACCACUCUCUCAUCAGCGCCCCACCACCAGAUCCAGACCCACCCGGCCUUCCUCCCCAGUCAUGGACUGUACACUUGCCAGAUUGGAAAGUUCCACAACUGGACAAACGGGGCUUUCCUGGGUCAGAACUCCCUCCUAAAUGUAAGGUCGUUUCUGGGAGUAAACCAGCACCACCACCACCACUUGCAGGCCCAGCAACAGCCGACAUCAGUGGUGGUGUCGCCAUUAGCAGCCGCGGCAGCACUCAGCAAUGACAGCAAGGCCCCACCAGAGAGCCACAGUCCGAAGCACAUAGAGCACGAAAACGGUGUAAGGUCCGAUUCACCUCCAACACAGAUUCUGAAGUCUUCCUUUCGACCCAUCCAUGACAGAUCCUCUCUGCCUUCCAGCGCCAGGAGUCCACAAGACGCCACGCAACGAGUCCUCACUGCUCUCUCCUCGGCUUGAUCAAGACAUUUUUUCGUGCUUGAAAAAAAGAAAGGAUGAAUAGAAAAAAAAGACUGUAAAAGACUUUACACUCCCUAAAAAGGACACUGAGAAAUACUAAUGCAGCGUAGCAUUCAGUCGGUACAGAACAAAUGGCGUAAUUUGGUAAUAUCCUGUGGAUGGAUGGAUUACUUCCUCUAUUGUUGUGUAGCCUAUAAUCGCGCCUAUAAUGUUACUCUCUCACCACUCUGCCGAGGCAGGCUGGGACAUUUUGGUAGGCUUUUUACUUUGUAAUAAUUAUUAUUAUUAUUAUUAUUUUUGUCUCUAUCUUGUGUUUUUGGUGUCCUUUCUUUAAUGUAAAUACCAAGUGAUUUAAAUUUGUAAAUAGGAAGCGUUGAAGGAAUUUGUCCAGAUCGUAUAUUUUGCCUAAUAAACUAAAUGAAAUUAUAGACAAAACCCACGAGUAUCCUCAGCUUAUAUUUCUUUUCUACAUGGUAUUAUUAUUAUUAUUAUUUGUAUUAUUAUUAUUAUAAAAAGAAAAUGCUGGCCUUCUACCAAUUUCAUUUCAAAAAGGGUGUGAAUGGGAGAGAGAAAAAAGAUAUUGGCAGUGCGCAGCCAGCCUUAAUUUUAUUCAAGUUUGGGAGGAAAGCAGCGUGGAUGCAUUGAGGUGCUAAUAAGUGUCCAGAUGGUUGCUGGUGACAGAAAAUGGACAGGAGCAGCUGGGAAGGUCAUUAAGUAAUAAUAUGGGAACGCCCAGCCCAAACAAAAUCAAAUGGUUAAAAUCUAAUCUGUCAGAGAGCGAAGUCGAUUCAAAGAUAAAUUAUUAAUAUUUUAGUUUUGGGAGGAGGAGCGGGCUGACACUGUUGGCCUUGAGGAGCAGGGUCAGUGUUUUGGGGUCCUUUCUGUCCCGCGGCUGAUGGUGAUCGUUAGCCUAUGAAAGCAGCUUCUUUGCUCCUCAAUCGGUAACCAAAAACAAAUAUUGAUUUACCACAACAGUCUAAUGGGGUUUAAACAUAAUAAGACGGAAGUGAAGUAAUUAGCUGUGAUGGGAGAUGAUGCGAGCAUUUUUCUUUUCAUUACAAGAGCUUCCACAAAUAUUAUAGUAACGGUAAAUGUAACAUUUUUGUAAAAUGUGAUAGUUUUUGGUUAAUUAUAGUCUGGAUAAAACUCCACGCUUUUUUUUGUUUUUGUUUUUUUUUUGGUAAUCUAUUUAAAAAAUAAUUGAAGUUUAGUAGGAGUACAUGCUAGUUGUUUGAAUUAGGGCACCUUUGUAAAUGGCAGUAAUCUGCGAACUGAGGUCAAUUAUUUGAUUGGCCAAAACUUGUGGAGUGACAUAAGCACAUCUGUUUUGCAAUAUCACAGCGACCUCUAUAGGCGAGUAUUAUAUUGCUUGAAACAGCUUUCAGCCUCCAAAGAGCUAUAAAUCACGUGGAAAUACUUGUACAGUACAAGUUGUACUGUAACUGUAUUGUCGUGCAUAAUGCAGUAUGCUUUACAGUUUGAUUCAAACCCAUUAUACCUGACUGUAUUAUAUGUCACACAUCCCAGAGUAAUACAAAGAGCAAAACUAGAAGUCACUUUAUUUAUGGGAAUAGUGUGACACUAAAUUCACAUGAUAUAUCAUUGGAAAAUGUUUUAUUCGUUUGGGGCCGAAAUCAUCUUUAAUUUUCAAAUAUUAAUUUGCAAUAACAAAUCCACAGUUUGGGGCUUUAAUCGUAUUACCUCUUGAAAAACACAACUUCCAAAUGAAGUUAUUACAAAUAAUUGCACAAGUCUAAAACAUCACAGCAACUUGCAAAAGUGACUCAUCCUUUCUUUGAAUGCUUGGUAAACGUUGACUAGACCGUGUGGCAGUGGGGGACGUAUAUGAGCAUAAAUCUGUGUCACUUAAAUGGCCAUUCUCUAAAUAGUCACGCAGUUGAGGAAAAAUUAACAAAGGUCACUGAGGGUUUUGUUGAAAGGAGCGGGGUCAUUCCGCUUUUAUGGCUACAUUAACACAACUAAACUCACAACACAAAUACAUCAAAACACGCAAAUAGGGAAAUCUUAGUUCCAGAGCAUUCAACAGAGCGAAAAGGAAAAUAAUUUUACCGUAAUAGUCCGAGAAGGACGUUUAAUAUGACUGCGUCAAUAUUAACUCAACAGUCUUUUCUUUUUCUUUGCAGCCCUAACUCAAUUGGUAUAAAAACAUUACUAUGUGAAGAGAUAAAAAAAGUGUUCCAGCCCACAUCAGUAGAUAUCAGUCGUUGAAAAUUAG